Messenger RNA from Vicia faba (fava bean), 2307 nucleotides. The record is from the annotation of a GenBank genome assembly. NCBI's taxonomy places the organism in Eukaryota, Viridiplantae, Streptophyta, Magnoliopsida, Fabales, Fabaceae.
AUGGGAAAAAUUGUUGGGAUUGGAAGUGUUUCUGAGUCUAAUCAGAUUUCUCAGGAUCAGUUUAUGGAGUUCCUCAUGGAACAAGUCAUUGAGGGAAAGGAUAGUGAUGUCACAUUUGAUAACUUUCCUUUUUACUUAAGUGAAAGGAUCAAAAUUUUGUUGACAAGUGCUGGAUAUUUUCAUUUAAGACAACAUGACCUAUCCAACCACACUACCAACCUUUCGCCACUGAGCCGAGCUAUUUUGCUUUCUGAACCUAUCGAGCUUUAUCAUUAUAUGCUUGCCAAAGCUUUAGCCAAUUGCUUUGAAUCCAAGUUACUCUAUCUAGAUAUUGAUUACUUCUCUCUGAAGAUGCAGGACAAAGAUGGAUGUUCUACAAAAGAACCACAUUUAAAAAGGUCCAUAUUUGAGGCGACUUGGGAGAGUGUGUCUGGUUUAUUUAGUCACCUGCUGAUCCUCCCUUCAACAGGUGUAAUUAGAGCUACUAAAGCUCCUUCGAAGUGCAAAAGCCAGGACUGUUUUAAUGAAAAGCUUUUUCUAUAUUCACUCUACAAGGUCUUGGUUUCUUUAUUAGAAACUGGUUCUGUCAUUUUAUACAUCAAGAAUGUUGAGAAGAUCUUUCUUCGAUCACCAAGGAUAUACAUUUUGUUCAAAAAGCUAUUCGAUAAACUUUCAGGACCAGUGUUGAUACUCGGUUCUAGGUCAGAUGAUUUAAAAGAUAGCUAUACAGAAAUCAAUGAAAAACUCACUAUGUUAUUCCCUUACAAUAUUGAGAUUAAACCGCCUCAGGAUAAGGCUCAUCUCAAAAUCUGGACAGAGCAACUAAAAAAGGCCAUGGAAAAGACUUCUUUGGAAGAUAAAGCCACCCACAUUGCUGAAGUGUUUGCAAAAAAUGGCAUCGAUUAUAAUAUCUUGCAUUCAGUUAGCGGUACUGACAUGAUGCUACUUAGUAAACACACCGAAGAGAUUGUGGCAUCUACAAUUUUUUAUCACUUGAAGAAUACUGAAAAUCCAGAGUACCGAAAUGGAAUCCUAACUAUAUCGGCCACGAGUUUGUGCCAUGUAUUGAGCCUUUUUAAGGAGGGUGAAAGUGGUGAAAAGGAUGAAAACAACACUGAAAAAGAGUCAAAAAAGGAUGAUGCUGGAAAAGAUAAACCUGUAUCAAACGGGGCACAGAAAGACAAGGAUAUUAAACCUAUUUCAAACGGGACAAAGAAAGACAGUGAUACUAAAGCUGUUUCAAACGGGACAAAGAAAGACAGUGAUAUUGAAGCUACUACAAAACCUAAUGAUCCUCCUGACAACUCCUAUGAGAAGUUAAUAAGACAAGAGCUUAUCUCUGCAAAUGAGAUAAAGGUGAGUUUUUCAGAUAUUGGUGCAUUGGAUGAUGUUAAAGAAUCACUUCAAGAAGCAGUUAUGCUUCCCCUUAGAAGACCAGAUCUAUUCAAAGGCGGUGGGUUAUUGAAGCCAUGUAAAGGUGUAUUGCUCUUUGGACCUCCCGGUACAGGAAAAACAAUGCUUGCAAAGGCAAUUGCAAAUGAAGCUGGAGCAAGUUUCAUCAAUAUCUCUUCGUCUACCAUCACUGGUAUGUGGUUUGGACAAAGUGAAAAGAAUGUUCGGGCUCUGUUUUCGUUAGCGGCAAAGGUUGCCCCGACUAUUAUUUUCGUUGAUGAAGUUGAUAGCUUGCUUGGGAGGCGGACUAUGAAUGAGCAAGACGUUGUGAGAAGUAUUAAAAAUGAAUUCAUGACCCAUUGGGAUGGACUUUUGUCAAAACCUGAUGAGAAAAUUAUUGUUCUUGCUGCAACCAACAUGCCAUUUGCCCUUGAUGAAGCAGUUAUAAGACGGUUUCAGCGCAGGAUCAUGGUUGGUCUUCCAUCUGCUGAAAACAGAGAAGUGAUCUUGAAAACUCUUCUAGCUAAGGAUAAACUUGAAGAUAUAGACUUCAAAGAGCUUUCAACUAAGACAAAAGGAUAUAGUGGGAGUGAUCUUAAGAACUUGUGCAUGACUGCAGCAUAUCGUCCUCUUAAGGAGCUAAUGCAACAGGAGAAGGCCAAAGAAAUGAAAAAGAAGAAAAAAGAGGCAGAAGCUGAAAUCUCAAAAGUUGCCUCCAAUGCUACGGAAGAAGAUCCAGUGAUUGCCCUUAGGCCUUUAAAUAUGGAAGACAUGAGAGAUGCAAAGAAUAAGGUGACUCCAAGCUUUGCUGAAGAAGGAUCAAAUAUGAAAAUGCUAGAGCAGUGGAAUGAUUUGUAUGGAGCAGGAGGAGGUUCAAGGAAGAAGAAAAAAGAGCAGCUUACUUAUUUCUUAUAG